CAGCAGCGCAGCCCCUUCCCAGCCCAGCGCCCCGUGGCCGAAGGGACCGCGGCCACCGCGGCCACCCCGCGCCGCCCCGGCCAUGAGGUCGGGCCGGAGAGACGCCACCUGUGCGGGGAGGUGAGCGGAGCCCCGGAGCCUUCCUCCUACCCCCGGGCAGCCACAGCGGCGGGGAAGCGCAGGGGGUGGAGGAAGGAAAAGGGAUAUUUUUUGUUUUAUUAUCUAUCGAUCUAUUUUUGCCGCGAUCGAUCCCGAUCCCGCAACUGAAGCCCCCGGAGGGAGAAGUGCUGCGCGCUGUGAUGCGUCUUCCUCUCGCCUCGGCUGCCAGUUUGGAUUGUAGCGCCCGGCUCCGUGCACUGCGAGGAUGGCUCGGUUUGGGGAUGAUCUGCCAACCCGCUAUGGAGGUGGAGGGCCGGCCGGGGCUGGAAGAGGGAGCAGCCGGCAAGGUGGCCCCCAAGCCGGCCAAAGGAUGUAUAAACAGUCGAUGGCUCAGAGAGCCAGGACUAUGGCUCUCUACAACCCCAUCCCUGUCAAACAGAACUGCUUCACAGUCAACAGAUCCCUCUUCAUCUUCAGUGAAGAUAAUGUUAUACGGAAAUACGCCAAGCGAAUAACAGAGUGGCCUCCAUUUGAAUACAUGAUUUUAGCUACAAUCAUAGCCAAUUGUAUUGUGCUGGCUCUGGAACAACAUUUGCCGGAUGGAGACAAGACACCGAUGUCAGAGAGAUUGGAUGACACUGAGCCGUACUUUAUUGGAAUAUUUUGUUUUGAAGCUGGUAUCAAAAUCAUCGCUCUGGGCUUUGUUUUUCACAAAGGCUCUUACCUGCGCAACGGCUGGAAUGUGAUGGAUUUUGUCGUGGUCCUCACUGGGAUUCUGGCCACUGCUGGGACAGACUUUGACCUGCGGACCCUGCGAGCCGUGCGGGUGCUGCGGCCCCUGAAACUCGUGUCAGGAAUCCCAAGCCUGCAGGUUGUCCUCAAGUCCAUUAUGAAGGCCAUGGUGCCCUUGCUGCAGAUUGGGCUGCUCCUCUUCUUCGCCAUCGUGAUGUUCGCCAUCAUCGGGCUGGAGUUUUACAUGGGCAAGUUCCACAAAACCUGCUUUUCCAACGAGACAGGUGAGGAGGUGGGGGAUUUUCCCUGUGGAGAGGAGCCUCCUGCCAGACAGUGUGAGAGCGGGACCACGUGCAGGGAGUACUGGCAGGGCCCCAACUACGGCAUCACCAACUUUGACAACAUCCUCUUCGCCGUGCUCACCGUCUUCCAGUGCAUCACCAUGGAGGGCUGGACCGACAUCCUCUACAACACAAACGACGCUGCAGGAAACACCUGGAAUUGGCUUUACUUCAUCCCUCUCAUCAUCAUUGGCUCUUUCUUCAUGCUCAACUUGGUGCUGGGCGUCCUAUCAGGUGAAUUUGCCAAGGAGCGAGAGCGGGUGGAGAACCGCCGGGCGUUCCUGAAGCUCCGCAGGCAGCAGCAGAUCGAGCGCGAGCUCAACGGCUACCUGGAGUGGAUCUUCAAAGCAGAGGAGGUGAUGCUGGCCGAGGAGGACAAGAACGCCGAAGAGAAGUCCCCUUUGGACGGGAGGGCCGCCUCGGAAGGGCCGAUUCCUCAAGGCACGGCGCCGGCAGAGACUGGCAGCGGCAGCAGCUACAACAUGUUGAAAAGAGCCGCAAUAAAGAAGAGCAAAAAUGACCUGAUUCAUGCAGAAGAAGGUGAGGACCAUUUCACAGACAUUUGCUCCGUUGGGUCUCCCUUUGCCCGUGCCAGUUUGAAGAGUGGGAAGAACGAGAGCUCGUCCUACUUCAGGAGGAAGGAGAAGAUGUUCCGCUUCUUCAUCCGCCGCAUGGUGAAGGCUCAGAGCUUCUACUGGGUGGUGCUCUGCGUGGUGGCCCUCAACACCCUCUGUGUGGCCAUGGUGCACUAUGACCAGCCUGAGAAGCUGACCACUGCUCUCUAUUUCGCAGAGUUUGUUUUCCUGGGGCUGUUCCUCACUGAGAUGUCUCUGAAGAUGUAUGGGCUGGGGCCAAGGAAUUACUUCCACUCUUCCUUCAACUGCUUUGACUUUGGGGUGAUCGUGGGCAGUAUCUUUGAGGUGAUUUGGGCUGCAGUGAAGCCGGGCACCUCCUUUGGCAUCAGCGUCCUGCGCGCCCUGCGGCUGCUGAGGAUCUUCAAAGUGACCAAGUACUGGAAUUCCCUGAGGAAUCUGGUGGUCUCCUUGCUGAACUCCAUGAAGUCCAUCAUCAGUUUGCUUUUCCUGCUGUUCCUGUUCAUCGUGGUCUUUGCUUUGCUGGGGAUGCAGCUCUUUGGAGGGCAGUUCAAUUUCCAAGAUGAAACUCCAACCACGAAUUUCGAUACCUUCCCUGCUGCCAUCCUCACAGUCUUCCAGAUCCUGACGGGCGAGGACUGGAACGCUGUGAUGUACCACGGGAUAGAGUCACAGGGCGGCGUCCAUUCUGGAAUGUUCUCCUCCAUCUACUUCAUCGUGCUCACGCUGUUUGGUAACUAUACUCUCCUGAACGUCUUCUUGGCCAUCGCUGUGGACAACCUGGCCAAUGCCCAGGAGCUGACCAAGGACGAGGAGGAGAUGGAAGAAGCCACCAACCAGAAGCUGGCCCUGCAGAAGGCCAAGGAGGUGGCUGAAGUGAGCCCCAUGUCAGCAGCCAACAUCUCCAUAGCUGCUUUUGUAAAGCAAACUCGAGGUACUGUAUCUCGCAGCUCGUCAGUCUCCAGCGUAAAUUCACCCAAGCAGCAGAAUUCCUCCAAAUCCAAGUCGGUUUGGGAGCAGAGGACGAGCCAGAUCCGGAUGCACAACUUCCGAGCCAGCUGCGAGGCGCUGUACAACGAGCUGGACCCCGAGGAGCGCGUCCGCUACGCCACCACCCUGCACAUCCGUCCCGACAUGAAAACCCACCUGGACCGGCCGCUGGUCGUGGAGCCCCGCAGCGAGGGCAGGAACAACCUCACCAAGCUGAGCCCCGUGGAUGUCCAGGAGGUGGCGGAGCACCCCAAACCCACCUCCGCCGAUGGGGCAGAAGCGCCGAGGAAGCACCACCGGCAUCGGGAGAAGGAGAAGCUGGGAGAGCAGGAGAAGGGAGAUGGCACCAAGGAGGAGAGCGGCGAAGCCGGGGCUGGCACCAAGGAGGAGCGGCACCGGCAGCACCGGAGCCGCAGCAAGGAGGUGGAAGGGGGCAGCAAGGAAGGGAAGAGCGACCGUACCAGGGGGCAGGAAGGGGGCAAGAGGCACCACCGGCGGGGCUCGGUGGACGAAGGGGGCGAGAAGGAGCACCGCAGGCACCGCAGCCACCGGCACUCCUCCGACCGGCCCAGCAAGGAGGGCAACGGCACCGCCAACGGCGCCCGCGGCGAGCGGCGCUCCCGGCACCGCGGAGGGUCCCGCUCCGGGAACAGGGAUGGAGAGCCCGGCGCCAAGGCGGACAGCGGAGAGGAGCCCCACCGGCGGCACCGGCUCAGGAACAGGGCCCUGUCCACCUAUGAGUCCGUGGAGAAGGACGGCGGGGAGAAGGAGGGGGAGGCUGGCGAGAAGGAGCACCGCAAUCACCAGCCCAAGGAGAACCAGUGUGAGCUGGAGGCCAGUGGCAGUGGGCCUGGCAGUGUCCCUGUGCACACCCUGCCCAGCACUUACCUGCAGAAGGUGCCUGAGCAGCCGGAGGACGCCGACAACCAGAAGAACGUGACCAGGAUGAUUCAGCCCCCCCUGGACAAAACCACCACUGUGAACAUCCCUGUCACCAUCACUGCCCCUCCAGGGGAAACCACUGUCAUCCCAAUGAACAACGUGGAGUUUGAAAGCAAAACGGAGGAGAAGAAAGACGUCGAUGACCUGACCAAAAAUGGGCCUAAACCAAUCCUGCCUUACAGCUCCAUGUUCAUCCUCAGCCCCACAAACCCGAUCCGCCGCCUGUUCCACUACAUCGUCAACCUGCGCUACUUCGAGAUGGUGAUCCUGAUCGUCAUCGCCCUCAGCAGCAUCGCCCUGGCUGCAGAGGACCCUGUGCAGGCCGAGUCUCCCAGGAACGACGCUCUGAAAUACCUGGAUUAUAUAUUUACAGGAGUCUUCACCUUUGAGAUGGUGAUCAAGAUGAUUGACCUGGGGCUGCUGCUCCACCCUGGCUCCUACUUCCGUGACCUGUGGAACAUUCUGGACUUCAUUGUGGUCAGUGGGGCCCUGGUGGCUUUUGCCUUCUCAGGAACCAAAGGCAAGGACAUCAACACCAUCAAGUCCCUGCGGGUCCUGCGUGUGCUCAGGCCUCUGAAAACCAUAAAACGGCUGCCAAAACUAAAGGCUGUCUUUGACUGCGUGGUGAACUCCCUGAAGAACGUCCUCAACAUCCUCAUUGUUUACAUGCUCUUCAUGUUCAUCUUCGCCGUCAUCGCGGUGCAGCUCUUCAAGGGCCGCUUCUUCUACUGCACGGACGAGUCCAAGGAGCUGGAGAAGGACUGCAGGGGUCAGUACCUCGAUUAUGAAAAAAAUGAGGUGGAGGCACAGCCCAGGGAAUGGAAAAAAUACGAGUUCCACUACGACAACGUGCUCUGGGCUCUGCUCACACUUUUCACCGUGUCCACAGGGGAAGGGUGGCCAACUGUGCUGAAGCACUCGGUGGAUGCCACCUACGAGGAACAGGGGCCCAGCCCUGGCUACAGGAUGGAAAUGUCCAUCUUUUACGUGGUGUAUUUUGUUGUCUUCCCUUUUUUCUUUGUCAACAUCUUUGUGGCGUUAAUCAUCAUCACCUUCCAGGAGCAAGGAGAUAAAGUGAUGUCAGAGUGCAGCCUCGAGAAAAACGAGAGGGCCUGCAUAGACUUUGCCAUAAGUGCCAAGCCCCUGACCCGCUACAUGCCUCAGAACAAGCAAUCCUUCCAGUACAAGAUGUGGAAAUUCGUGGUGUCCCCUCCCUUUGAGUACUUUAUCAUGGUCAUGAUUGCUCUCAACACCAUCGUCCUCAUGAUGAAGUUCUAUGAUGCUCCAGAAGCAUACGAAGAAAUGCUGAAAUGCCUGAAUAUUGUGUUUACAUCCAUGUUUUCCAUGGAAUGUGUGCUGAAGAUCAUUGCCUUUGGUGUGUUGAAUUAUUUCCGAGAUGCCUGGAAUGUCUUUGAUUUUGUAACAGUGUUGGGAAGUAUUACUGAUAUUUUAGUAACAGAGAUUGCGGACAACUUCAUCAACCUCAGCUUCCUGCGGCUCUUCCGGGCAGCCAGGCUCAUCAAGCUCCUCCGCCAGGGCUACACCAUCCGCAUCCUGCUCUGGACAUUCGUGCAGUCCUUCAAGGCCUUGCCUUAUGUGUGUCUCCUAAUUGCAAUGCUCUUCUUCAUCUAUGCCAUUAUAGGCAUGCAGGUAUUUGGGAACAUUGCCUUAGAUGAUGAAACCUCCAUUAAUCGGCACAACAACUUCCGCACCUUCCUCCAAGCCCUGAUGCUCCUGUUCAGGAGCGCCACGGGGGAAGCCUGGCACGAGAUCAUGUUGUCCUGCUUGAGCAACAGAGCCUGUGACCCCCUUUCUGGCCUCACCAAAAAGGAAUGUGGCAGUGAUUUCGCCUAUUUCUACUUUGUGUCGUUCAUUUUCCUCUGCUCCUUCCUGAUGCUGAACCUGUUCGUGGCAGUGAUCAUGGACAAUUUCGAGUACCUAACCCGGGACUCCUCCAUCCUCGGCCCGCACCACCUGGACGAGUUCGUGCGGGUGUGGGCAGAGUACGACCCGGCAGCCUGCGGGCGCAUCAGUUACACAGACAUGUAUGAGAUGCUGAGACACAUGUCCCCACCUCUAGGCCUUGGGAAGAAAUGCCCAGCUCGUGUUGCCUAUAAGCGCCUGGUGAGGAUGAACAUGCCCAUCUCCCCUGAGGAUUUAACUGUGCACUUCACCUCCACGCUGAUGGCCCUGAUCCGCACGGCCCUGGAGAUCAAACUGGCCUCAGGAGGUGUGAAGCAGCACCAGUGUGAUGCUGAGCUGAGGAAGGAGAUCUCGCUGGUCUGGCCCAACCUGUCCCAGAAGACUCUGGAUUUGCUGGUGCCUCCUCACAAACCUGAUGAAAUGACUGUGGGGAAGGUCUACGCAGCCCUGAUGAUAUUUGACUUCUACAAGCAGAAUAAGAACAGCAGGGAGCAAGUCCAGCCCCCCGGGGGCCUGUGCCAGCCCGGGCCAGUGUCCCUGUUCCACCCCUUGAAGGCCACCCUGGAGCAGACGCAGCCCGUGGCCUUCAGCAACGCCAAGGCCUUCCUGCGCCAGAAGAGCUCGGCCUCCCUCAACAACGGGGGAGCCCUGCCACCCCCAGAGGGAGGGAUCAAAGAGUCCAGUUCUUGGGGGACCCAGCGCACCCAGGACGUGUUCUAUGAAACCAGGAGCCCAGCUUUUGAGCGAGGCCACUCCGAGGAGAUCCCCAUCGAGAGGGUGGUAGAAAUGAAGGAGAUCAGCCCCACAGUUGCCAAUGGAGAGCCCCAGCCAGGCCUGGAGAGCCAGGGCCGUGCAGCCUCCAUGCCACGCCUGGCUGCUGAAACCCAGAGGAGCAAAGCACGGUCACCUGGGAGUUACCUGGCACCCAUCCCGGACACCAGCCCCAUGAAGCGCUCGGUCUCCACGCUGGCCCCGCAGCGUCCUCACGCCAUGCACCUCUACGAGUACUCCCUGGAGCGCAUGCCACCAGAGCAGGGCCACCACCACCACCACCACCGCUGCCACCGGCGCAAGGAGAAGAAGCAGAAGUCCUUGGAUAGGGCCGCCCAUCACAUGGCUGAUGGACAAGCUGUAGCCCAGUCUGGAGAGUCUUCUUCCAAGGACAAGAAGCAGGAGCGUGGUCGCUCCCAGGAGAGGAAGCAGCACUCCUCCUCCUCCUCCGAAAAGCAACGCUUCUACUCCUGCGACCGCUACGGCAGCCGGGACCGUGCCCAGCCCAAAUCUGCUGACCAGAGCAGGCCCACCUCGCCCAACGGGGGCCCAGAGCACGGCCCACACAGACAGGGCAGUGGUUCAGUUAAUGGGAGCCCCUUGCUGUCGACAUCUGGUGCUAGUACCCCCUGCCGGGGUCGGAGGCAGCUCCCACAGACUCCACUGACCCCACGCCCCAGCAUCACUUACAAGACCGCUAACUCCUCGCCCGUGCACUUCACCACUUUCCAAACCCCCACGUUCUCCCCGGGCCGCCUGAGCCGCGGGCUGUCCGAGCACAACGCGCUGCUGCGGGGGGAGCAGCAGCCGCCCCCGCCCGCCGUGGCCCGCAUCGGCUCCGACCCCUACCUGGGCCACCGCGACGAUGCCGCCGACAGCCCACAGCGCGCCGCGCCCGAGGACACGCUCACCUUCGAGGAGGCCGUGGCCACCAACUCGGGCCGCUCCUCAAGGACUUCCUACGUCUCCUCGCUGACCUCGCAGUCGCACCAAAUCCGCCGCGUGCCCAACGGGUACCACUACACGCUGGGGCUCAACACGGGCCCCGGCGCCAGAGGACGCAGUUACUACCACGAAGCCGAUGAGGAUGACUGGUGCUAGCGGCUCGGCGGAACCCUGCGAGGUGUGCGUGUUUAAUAAGGAUGAGUUUUAUCAUCUGGAGGGCUGGGAGCUCCCGUGGGGGCCCAGGGCCAGAGGUGGCCAGCGGGGCAGCCCUGAGGACUGCUCAGCGCCUGGGGCCGGAGAUGCCCCUGCAGCCUCUCUCUCCUCUGUUGUUCUUUAGUUUUUUUCCUUUUUGAUUUGUUUUUGUUUUGCACUAGACAGAUGGAGGAAGAAGGUUCCCUCCUUCUGGGGAAGGCAGCGAGAGGAGCACAUCCCUCACUGCCCCCUCCCCACUGCCUUGUCUAGUCCCGAGACACGCACCAGGCGCCAACCCGGCCGCGGAGGCCAGGAGCCGGGAGAAGAGCGAUCCUCACCUUCCACGGUGGAAAAGCAGAACUGUGGGUCCUUCUCAUGAUUGGCGCAGUUUUGUUGGGCUAUUUCUUAAUUAAUUUACCAUCAUAAUUCCCCCCUGCCAGGGUGGGAGCCGGGGGUCGCAAAGGGACUCGCGCGAACAACGCGCACCCGCCGCGUUUUGUCUCGUUGAGCGCUGAGAAGGAAGAGAUGCACCCAAGAAACUGGGAGAGGAGAAACACAGCCCAGAACAAAGGACAGUCCUUUGGGACUUGAUGUUCAGCCACUGCAAUCCUUUAGGGCAGAGCUGGUGCCACCCCCGAGCUGACCCUGCUGUGACACCACUGCCCUGGGGGUCUCUAAUGUCACUCACCACAUUGGGUCCUUCACACUGACACACGGUAAAGCCACAAGAGAGCUCCUUUGUAAGGACUGUUUCCUUGCUGCUGAGACUUUUCAAUCCAUCCCUCUCUCCUGUUGACUGCAACACACCCUCACUGUUUUGUCUUGUUUACAAUAUAAGCUUGAUUUAGCAAAAAACAACUUAAAAAAAAAAAGUCCACAAAAAAAGAACAACCCAAACAAAAAGAGGAAAAAAAAAGCGUAGGGUUGAGAAGAAGAAAUGUUAUUGGUUUUAUAUCAAGCUAUUAGAUAGAACUUUAACUUUUCAUUGUGUGCAUUUUUGUAAAUUGUACAGUAAAAAAAAAACCAAAAAAAAAAAAAAGAAAAAAAUUUCCUCUUUCUGUAGAGAAUUAGUCCAAUUGUCAUUCCAGGUCCCACCGUUUCUACCGAAUGCUCCAGUUGUUCACUACUAAGUGCCUAACCUUUGAAAUCUUUCACAGUGACGAUGCAACCUCUUGCUUCGAGGCAUCAGAGCUUGGGCGAGCGUGGGGAGGGCAGAGGGUGUGGGGCCGAGCAGCCGGAGCCUGGAGGGGCCCUGGGGGCACUGUGCCCCAGGCUGGGAGCUUCCAGUGGGGAAGGCAAACGUGCUUUGGGCUUGGUUUGGGUUUGGUUGGCCUUUUAUUUUAUUUUAUUUUAUUUUUGGUUAGAAUAUAGAAAUAUAAAUAUAUAUAUAUAUAUAGAUAUACUUUUAUGGGUGAGAGGGGAGUGAUUGCAGCAAACAAAGCCGGCCUUGUCUCAUUGCCCAGUGGAGGAAAUGCAGGUGGGAAAGGGCAGCAUCUGCAGGGGUGCUCCUGCAGGAGGAGCAGCAUCUCCCACAGGCCAGCUGAGAGAGCUCUGGCCAUGCAUCACUGGUGUGGAGGGCAGUUGGAGUGAGUUGUUUUUAUUGCCUGAUAGGAGAAGGUUUAAAAAAAAAAGUGAUGAUGAUAAUAAUAAUAAUAAUCCAAACCUCUAACUCUGAUUCUCAGGGAUGAGAUUUCUGCGUUCUUGCAACGACUUUUGUGUUGGCUGGUUUCUUUCUUUUGUGCCCGUGUGGAUUCCUGCACUGUGAGCCUGGGAAAAGGGCAAACACGCUGUGCUGGCGGGGAGGGAGGCUGGGGGCAAAGCCCGGCCAGGACCUCCUGCCCAGGGCUCUGCUGAGCCCUUGUCGGGCUGGUUUGGGGCACAGGGCAGCCAGAGGAUGUGGAGAGGUUAAAAGGUGAAAGGAGGAAGGGUGGGAGGUGCUGAGCACAUCCCUAAAAGCGCCGCUAGGAUAGAGGAUAGGGUUGGAGAGGUGAAUUUUUUCAGAGGAUCUACCAGGCCCCAGACCUGUGGAACUUCGCCAGGCGCGGCAGUCGCACGGGGUGGGUGGAAAUCCCACUGGCCCUGGCGAUCUGUUUCCGUCCCUGGGUUGCUUGGAGGGGAUCAGAUACCACCAAAAUGCUCAGGAGGUCUCUCAUGCUCUCAGCAAAGUCUGUCAGCCUCAGGCAGGAGCAGUCUGCUCUAGGGUGGUUCUUCACAUCUCCUGUAGCUCUUCUCUUGAGGAAACUCAACCCGGUUUUGUUCCCUCCGGUGUUUUGUUUUAAUUUCGUUCUGUUCAGUAGCAAUCUCUGGCCGAUCUCAUCCCUGGAUUCUGCUAAAGGAUAACUCCUGUCUGUAUCUCUGUCUCUGUACUCGUGUGCACUCGGAAUAAAGGCAGUGUGGUAGCCAGAGGUCACGGCUGGCAUUCCUGGCAUUCCCAAACGGAGGGCUAUGCAACCAGAUGACACGUCCGGACACACACCCACCCCACCACCACUCCAAGACCUUCAUCCAUCUCUAGCUUUAGCUGCUGGAUUUUCCUGUUUCAGGCUUCAGCGCGAUUGUGACCAAAUGUUUUAUACAUUUUCCUGAAAUGAAGGCACAAACACCUUAUUUGAAAUUUUCCAAGGGAACGUUCCUAUUUUACUCCAGGAAGUCGAGGGGAAGGGACAACACCAUCUCUCUGCCCGUGCAUGCAAACACUGUACCCACACUGGAAAGCAACAGAGAUGUCUUUCUGUACGGAAUAAUUCUGUCUUUUCCCCCUUUUCCUCUCCCAUUUUCCAUCCUCAACCCCCCAGCCCUGCACUAACACAGCUUUGGGUCACCCCAAUUCAUAGGCAGAACACGAAGAAGAAUCUCAAGUUGUCCAAAUCCUCCACCCGCCUCGUAGGGGUCGAUGACAGUGACAGACAAGCCUGACCACAAUUAUCCAUAACCCUUUCCUGACAUUUUUUUACAGCCUCUCUGCUGUCUCUCCAUCUUUCCAAGAAUCCUCAUAGUGAGUUGCCAAACUUGAAUUGCACCGAUCAGUUUUCUGCAUCCAGAACCAGUCUCGUAGUGGCUGUACUUUGAAUAAGUAAUGUUUGCAUGUAAUAUAUAUACAUAUAUACAUAUCUAUAAAAAGUAUGUGCAUGGAAAAUGUUUAUCUUCGUACUUUUUUGAUACAAUGUAUUCAUCAGUUGUUAAUUUUUAAUUAUAUUUGAUAUAAAUUUGGGGGUUUGUUGCAAAACUUUAUAUUUAAAAAACAGUGUGAAAAACGAUCAAAGUUCCAACCAUGCAACACAAGUGGAACUUUACCCAAAAAAAAAAUAAGGGAGAAAAAAAUUGAGAAAAAAAAAAAGGUUCUGUGAUUGCCUAGUUUGCUGCCUGAGUAAUAUUUAUCAGCCAAACUUUGAAUUCUGCAGUUGUUUCUACAAUUCCAUUUUGUAUGAAGCAAAGUCCUUGAAUUAAAAUAAAAACUUAGCAAAAAAAAACCAACCUGAGCAAUUCCCAGACGGUGUGUGCGGUGUGCCUGCUGAGCGGGAGGCGCCGAGGGCCGGCCCCGAGGGCUUGCCCACCUCCAGGAGUGACAGCCCGGGAGAAACUGCAUUCCACACUGGCAUUUUGCCAGGAAUUGGCCACAUCUGUGGGGUUUUUUUUUGUCCAUAGAGGCUUCACAGAUGCUUGGUUUGAGUAGGGAGCUGUUUGGAAAUUUGUGGUGUGGAUCCAGCAUGGAGAUCGCAGUUCUUGGAGUCCAACAGGCAGCAGAACUGUAAAGCUGAGGGUUAAAAUCCCCCAGAAGGGAUUGAUUCCUGCCAGGCUUUUAACAGAGGGAAGUUUCUCCCGUAAAACGCUGGCACAGGUUGCCCAGAGGAGCUGUGGAUGCCCCAUCCCUGGAAGCAUUCCAGGUCAGGUUGGAUGUGGCUCUGGACAAGCAGAAGGUGCCCCUGCUCGUCCCAGAAGGGUUGGCCUCAAGGACCUUUCAAGGGUAUAACCCUAAACCCAACCCAGACUGUUUCAUGUGUGGCUUCCUUUGGCUCUAAUCCUGACUGAACCCUGGCCCCACUCCCUGCAGGUGUUCCUAGGGCUCCCUCAGAAGUCAGCAGCCUGAGGGGCUGGAUUGGUGUCAGAGUCUGUUACAGGCCCUGCUGCAGCACCUGGAGAAAACAGAGUUAAUCUUAAUCAUACUUGUGGAAUUAAUUGGAAGUUUGUACUUCCAAGGCUUGCACUGAGUAGAAAAACCCAAGGGCUGUUGGGACAGAAGGAAAGAACUUCUCAUUUCUCUGUAUAACUGGAGAAUCCCCCCUCACUCCUUUCCAGGGACAGAAAUCCACUGUGUUCCUCCUUCUCAGGGUCUUGUGGUGUCACACAACACCAAGGACUCCAGAAAUUCUUGGAUGCUGUAGAGAACUUUUUAGAGCACGAGGUCUUGACUCUUCUCUCUUUUGUUGUCUUUUCUGUGAUGAGACCACCCAAGGUCCCACCUGAGAUUUGGUGUGGAAUGAAAGGAAAGCGUCCUCAAGCCCCUGAUCUCCAGGUCAGGCUGGAGCUUGGGAAGGAGAUGUUUGGCUUCAGGUCACACAGUUCAUGGUUAGCAAGGGUUGGGGCAGGAGAACCUUCCUUGGCUUGCAGCCUGGUCUGUGCUGGGUUUGGGGUUCUUGGCUGGAUGACACUGAAGGGUAGCAUUUUUGUUUUCUGAAAUAUCCCAAAUAAACAUGAAAUGGAGAUUUCUGAGCAGGGUCCAAGGGAAGGUUUGAAGUGGAGGAUUUGGGAAUCAGUGUCCACCCCAACCACUGAGGAUACCCUGCAGGAUUUGCUUCACCACAACCACCUGGGAAGCUGCAAUCUGCUUGGGGAGCACCUCUCCCCUUCACACCUGCAUCACAGAGACCUCCAAACCCACUUUACAACCCCGUAUGAGUUUUUAAAUCCUAAAAUCCUUUUGAUGACUCUCUGCCCUUUUAAAGAAUUUAUUUUUUCCUUUCCUUCUCCUUAUUCCACUUUUGCUCUUUGGCUGCAAGGCAGCAAUGAAUCCAUCAGCUUCUCCAGGGCCUGCCUGAGCCCUGGGCUGAGGGAGCUGGAACAGGCAGGGUCCCUGAUCCCACACUCCCACACCUGAGAUGCUGCAGCUGGAACCUCUGGCUUUGAGUUCAGCUGAAUCCCAAAAAUGGCUUUAUUUUUGUUUCUCAUCCCAUUCCUGGUGGAAGGUUUUGCUGUCAGAGUGUUUGCCCCCCAAGGGGCACAUCUUUCUAGCAGAGACAACACAGUUUCCAUUCCCUUCAUUCCCUGUGGAUAAAACCUGGAUCAGCUUUUCCUAGGCCAGCACCCCACACCCGGUUGUGCCAUUAGGGGGUAGCAUUUUCAGGCUUUUUCUACUUUCUAGGGAAACAGAAAAAAAUAGAAAAAAAACACUGAUUCAAAAGGCUUGAAGUCAUUCCCUGGAAUAUUUGUCUUGGGAUGCAGAAAAUUCAGGCACACCUGAGUUCAAGAUGCUCAGGGAAUUUGGCUUUUUUUAUUCCCUGGAGCAUGAAAAGCUGGGAUCAUCUGCCGAUUCCUCAUUCCAGCCACAUUUCAGACAGCACCCACAGACUCCUACAUCCCCUCCAAGGUGACAGAUUACUCAUCCCAGUGUAUUCAUCCCUCUUUAUCAAGCCUAAGCAGAUCUCCUGAUAUUUUCCAGGCUGUGAAAACACCGUUUUCACAAAGUGCCUGAUGGUGAUAACAAACCUCCACUCAACGCUGUCACUCAGCUCAUUACAAAAUAUUUUGGAGAAGAGGCAAAUUUUGCAUUUUUGAUUAAAAAAAAAAAAGUCACUUGAGACCCUUGAAAAGGACUAAAUUGCCCAGGGUCAAGUGAAGACAGGGUUAAGGUUGUUCUGUGUCUUCUUUUAUGUUUGAAGUCACUGGGGUGUGCAGGAUUAUUUUACAACCAUAGGUUUUUAAUAGGAUCCCAGUGAGGAGGGGUCACUGGGAAUUUAGCAUCUCCCUAGCAGGGAAUUCCCUUGGGGAGAAUUUAAAGGGCAGAGCAGUAAGAGAAAUGCUGGAAGGUUUGGGGACUGAGGGAUGGCAGCAAUUCAUGCACUGAGGGCUCUGAGAAGGGUGUGCAGAUAUUUGGGAGUGAAGUUUGGGGUGGGUGAGUCAGCAGGAGAACAGAAAUCUGAGCAAACCAACCCUGAGAGAAGGGAUGGAAAUCCAAAAUGGAGCCCCUCCACCCAAGGAGGGAGGCAGGAACAAGCUGGUGGAGCAGAGCUGUUAAUUCAAAGCAAACAGUAUCAGUAAUGGGAGUUUAUUCAUUUUAGCCUCACCUCCACUUUCUGUCAUUGCUCUGAAACAGAAUAUCCCAGCCCUGGCUUUGUCUGUGUCUGUUUUCAUUAUUUCUCGGGUUCUGGCAGCCUUUUUUUCUGCCCAGCACACACAGAGGAGGAGGAGGAGGUGUGGUCCUUGUCCAGCUCCUCAUGCACACCCACAGGGGUGGAAACCUGAAUUUUCUCUCCGAGGGCUGAGGAGGGCGUGGAUGUGGUUGUGUCACUGGAUACAGCAGAUGAGAGGGUGGUUAAAAAGAGGAUGCUGAGCUGAGAGAGGACUGUGGCACAGGAAUCCUGGGAAUCUGACAAGGGGAUUUUCCUCCUCAUGGGUUGGAGAGUGUUGGAAAGACCUGGUUCUGCAGGUGAUCCACCAAAACCAGACCUGGUUCUGCAGGUGAUCCACCUAAACCAGACCUGAUUCUGCAGGUGAUCCAUGGAAACCAGACCUGGUUCUGCAGGUGAUCCACCUAAACCAGACCUGGUGGGAUGUGCAAGGAGCAGAGGGCAGAGUCCCACAGGUCCCCCAGGGGUGGGGUGCCAAGGGAUGGGACAUGUGCUGCUGGGACAGAUGCUCACAGCCGAGGGAAUCAAUCAGUGAGAUUCUGGAAGGAAAGGCAAACCUGUGUCACGUGUUCUUGGCAAA
Messenger RNA from Melospiza melodia melodia, 14452 nucleotides. RefSeq names its product calcium voltage-gated channel subunit alpha1 B (gene CACNA1B). The record is from RefSeq and is a predicted model, not a curated record. Gene Ontology annotation, molecular function: calcium ion binding; high voltage-gated calcium channel activity. NCBI's taxonomy places the organism in Eukaryota, Metazoa, Chordata, Aves, Passeriformes, Passerellidae. Bases 365 to 7492 code for a protein of 2375 amino acids. Gene Ontology annotation, cellular component: neuronal cell body; voltage-gated calcium channel complex; membrane. The transcript is spliced from 49 exons. Gene Ontology annotation, biological process: chemical synaptic transmission; calcium ion import across plasma membrane.